GCUUUGACAAUUCACUGGCUGACUUGACCCGCUGUGCCAGUGGCCUCUAAAUAUUUUUGGCAGUCGCGAUGCGAAGACACCGGACAGAAACAGAAAUUCGAAGUGUUUGGUAACAAAUAAACAAUCUUUUUGUGAGUGAAGUACGUGCGUAAUUGAACGAUCUCGAUCAUGGCAUUGGAGGAGAAAUUGUCGGAUUACUUUGAGCGCUUCUGUGCGUACAUGCAGCAAGACACGAAAGGCGUCGAGAUUGGCGUCUACACAGUUUCGGGCUUGCUGUUUGCCGUAGCAUACGCUCGAGUCCGUCCGAUAACAAAAUUUGGUAAACCGAGCGACAUCCCGAAGCGAUUCAUACGGAACAAGGCUCGGCAGUAUGGCUCGAUUGCCGGAGUGGAUCCCAGUGCGCCGGGCGGUCCAGUUUUGCUCAUCGACCAUCGACCACCGCUGAAUGCUUUGAUUCCCAAGGGAAAGUUGCUUCCUGUAAAGUUAACCGGAAUAUCAGUAAAUGCAAAUGGCUAUUCCUGGCUGCAAACCGUAGCUGUCGAUCAUGAUGUGGAGUUCAUACCGCUUUCCAGAAGCGGCACUAGCGCCGAGUGCCAAGUGUUGAUGUUAUGUCCACAUAAUCAACGACAACGACUCGACCUAUCUGAAGCCUUGCUUAGUUUAGGCUUUGGUAAAAUAGAGAACAUUCAAAAGCAUUUACAAGAUGAUCCGAUUGUGAAACGCUAUUACAAAUAUCUGCAGAACAUUGAGAAGAAUGCAAAAGAUCAGAGGCUAGGGCUAUGGGCUCUCACUCUUCCACCUGUGUCAUGGCCUCUAAGGACACUCAGAAAUAUGUACAAAUCCGCGCUUUUGCGUGUUCUACCAGCAAAUCGUCGUCUUCCAGAGUUAGUGAGAUGAUCGCUUCGGCUCCCUCAUCCCUGAUUCAACCUCACCUGUAGUGCCUGAGAGACGAUGAUGAAUGAAGUUGAACUCUUCAACAUUCGUACUUAUUGUAUGCGAUUUUUUACAAGUGGAUGAUGCUGUCCGAUUACAAAUUCGUUAUGAUCAAAAAUCCUUAUUUACUUAGCUUAUUGGCGGCUCCUUUUUAUUGUUGAAAUUUGAAAUAGUUUGAGUAAAUGCUGAAUAUUACUUUGUUGAAGUUUAUUGAAAAGGCUGUUAACGCGUUCUGGAUGCUUCCUAAACAAAUAGAAUUGCACAUAAUGCUUAAGAGCUAUCAUGAGACAAAGUCAAACUCUUUUCCUAUGUUUUUAAUUGGCGAAAUAAAACGAUGCUAUUAUUAAAAAA
This is a messenger RNA of Hermetia illucens (black soldier fly), 1284 nucleotides long. Its product is annotated as protein C3orf33. NCBI's taxonomy places the organism in Eukaryota, Metazoa, Arthropoda, Insecta, Diptera, Stratiomyidae. The coding region runs from base 169 to 897 and encodes 242 amino acids. The record is from RefSeq and is a predicted model, not a curated record. The transcript is spliced from 6 exons.